GCAUAUCUAACUGACCCCAUUGUUCUGCUCUUCAUCAGUUAUGGUGGUUCAGUACUUUUUUAGAAAAACAGGCAAAAUCGGGCAGCGCCUGUGGCUCAGUGAGUAGGGCGCAGGCCCCAUAUGCCGAGGGUAGCGGUUCAAACCCGGCCCCGGCCAAACUGCAACCAAAAAAUAGCCGGGCAUUGUGGCGGGCGCCUGUAGUCUCAGCUGCUCGGAGGCUGAGGCAAGAGAAUCGCUUAAGCCCAAGAGUUAGAGGUUGCUGUGAGCCAUGUGACGCCACGGCACUCUACCCAAGGGCGGUACAGUGAGACUCUGUCUCUACAAAAAAAGAAAAACAGGCAAAAUAUAUUGUUAUAUCUAAAGUAAUGAUCCUUCCAGGAAUUGUCUCUAUUGUAUCAUACAAUAUUAUUCAUUGAGAACUGAAAGGAAAAAUUUCUUUCAAGUUUUGUAUUAGACUUCUCCUAAACAGGCCCUUUUUUUUUUUUUUUUUUUUUGAGACAGGGUCUCAUUCUGUUGUCUGGGCUCAUCAUAGCUCACUGCAACCUCAAACUCCUAGGCUCAAGGGAUCCUCCUGUCUUAGUUCCCAAGUAGCUGGGACUACAGGUAUGAGCCACUACACUCAGCUAAUUUUUCUACUUUUUGUAAAAAUGAGGUCUAACUAUGUUACUCAGGUUAGUCUUAAACUCCUGGCCUCAAGCGAUCCUCCCACCUUGACUUCCCAAAGUGCUGGGAUUAAAGGAUGAGCCACUGUGCCUGGCUCUAAAUAGGCUUUUUGGUUUUGGCUGAUGGAUACUCUGAAUCUUGUAACUCAUUGUGCAUCCUUAUUUAUUUAUUUUUUUGAGUCUCACUUUGUCACCCUUGGUAGAGUGCCAUGGCGUCACAGCUCACAUCAACCUCCAACUUUUGGGUUCAAGUGAUUCUCUUGCCUCAGCCUCCUGAGUAGCUGCGACUACAGGCACCUGCCACAAUGCCCAGCUAUUUUUUAGAGGUGAGGUCUUGCUCUGGCUCAGGCUGGUCUUGAACCUACCUGACUGCUGGGAUUACACUCUGAAUCCCAGAAUGCUGGGAUUACAGGUGUGAACCACUGAGCCCAGCCCUGUAUCCUUGUUUUCCUCAUCAAGAGGUAGGAGUUGGCAGGGUACGGUGGCUCACGCCUAUAAUCCCAGCACUUGGGAGGCCGAGGCAGGUGGAUCACCUGAGGUCAGGAGUUUGAGAUCAGCCUAAGUAAGAGCAAGAUCCUGUCUCUAUAAAAGAAAAGUAGCUGGGCGUUGUGGCAGGUGCCUGUAGUCCCAGCAAUUCAGGAGGCUGAGGUAAGAAAAUUGCAUAAGCCCAAGACUUUGAGGUUGCUAUGAGCUGUGACACCAUGACACUCUAUUGAGGGCGACAAAGUGAGACUCUGUCUCAAAAAAAAAAAAAAAAAGAGCUAGGAGUCAAGGCCAGGUGCAGUGGCUCACACCUAUAAUCCUAGCACUCUGGGAGGCCAAGGCAGGUGGAUUGCUUGAGCUCAAGUUCCAGAACAGCCUGAGCAAGAGACCCCAUCUCUAAAAAAAAUAGCUGGGUGUUGUGGCAAGAGCCUAUAAUCCCAGCUACUUGGUAGGCUGAAGCAAAAGGAUCACUCGAGUCCAAGAAUUUGAGUUUGUUGUGAGCGAUGAUACCACGGCACCCUACUGAGGGCAACAAAGACUCUGCCUCAAAAGAAAAAGAGGGAGGAAUCAAAUCUGAAGUCUGCUGCUGCCAAAUGAAUGAAUCUGUACAAUAUGCACUUUAGUGGAUCACUCAACAAAUGUUUCCUGAAUAUCCACUAUGUUCCAAGCAAUUUUAUAUACCAGGAGUAUAGUAGUAAUGGAAAAGGGGAUCACGGAAGGCCCUUAUGGAACUUACAUUAUGGAGGAAGAGAGACAAACACUAGAGGAAAAACCCACUAAGAUCCCAGGUAUUCAUAAGUAUUAAGAAGAAAAAUAGAGACAACUUGCCAUGCCGCUCCCAGCCACAGCCUCGGUGCCUCGCUCAGCUCCAGCAUGGCAAAAGUCCCCAGCCCCACUGAGACCGAGUGGUGCAUUGAGUCCCUGAUCGCUGUGUUCCAGAAGUACGCUGGAAAGGACAGCUACAGCUACACCCUGUCCAAGACUGAGUUCCUGAACUUCAUGAACACAGAGCUGGCUGCCUUCACAAAGAAUCAGAAGGACCCUGGCGUGCUUGACCGCAUGAUGAAGAAACUGGACCUCAACUCUGAUGGGCAGUUAGAUUUCCAAGAAUUCCUUAAUCUUAUCGGAGGCAUGGCUGUGGCUUGUCAUGAAUCCUUUCUCAAGGCUGCCCAUCCUCACAAGCGGAUGUGAGGACCCCACCUGGCCUCCAAACCCACCCCAUUUCCUUCUAGACCCCAUCAUCAACCCCUCCUCAGAGCCCACACAUCCCCUGAGCCCAGCACACCCACCACCCCAUGCAGGCCUCACUUGCAGUUAGCAAUAAAACAGUAUCAUUUAAAAAAAAAAAAAAAGAAG
This is a messenger RNA of Nycticebus coucang (slow loris), 2501 nucleotides long. Its product is annotated as protein S100-A11-like. Gene Ontology annotation, cellular component: cytoplasm. The coding region runs from base 2019 to 2336 and encodes 105 amino acids. Gene Ontology annotation, molecular function: calcium ion binding; calcium-dependent protein binding. The transcript has a single exon. Lineage: Eukaryota; Metazoa; Chordata; Mammalia; Primates; Lorisidae. Gene Ontology annotation, biological process: regulation of cell population proliferation. The record is from RefSeq and is a predicted model, not a curated record.